Molecule: messenger RNA, 1636 nt
Organism: Acanthaster planci (crown-of-thorns starfish)
Lineage: Eukaryota; Metazoa; Echinodermata; Asteroidea; Valvatida; Acanthasteridae
Source: RefSeq, a predicted model, not a curated record
GCCUCGCUCCAAAAGGUUUUCAUGAGGCCAUAUAAAACCAGGGUGUAAGGAAUUUCUGUGAGGACUCUGGUGACUGGGAUGUACUGCAGAGCAUCCAGAGCAUGCUUUCAUCUGCCUUUGGUUCUGUAUAUUUUGCUGAAGGAGUAAAAAAAAGUUGGACACCAUAAAAUUCUGAAAAGCAGAGAGAUGGCAGCUAUGAAUGAAAGAUUGCGCCAUGCGCAGACGUGGCUUCAAAGCAUGAUGGAAUACCUUCAUGUGAAGGAACGCAGUGCAGCAGCCAUCAUCUUUGCCAAACAACGACCCAUUGCUGCUACUUUGAUUGGUGUUGCUGUGGCAACGAGCUUUCUCCCAGCUGUGGCUUUUGUGUCAUUUGUGGCCACCUUUCUCAUCAUUGGCGUUAUUGCAUUGCUCGUCAUUGAAGGCACUGCCAUACUUUCGGCCAUUGUGAUCCUACUUCUUGCCCUGGUUGGUUGCAUGAUGGCCACCGUCUUCAUCGGUGCAGUCAUCUUGGGUGGCCUCUUUGCAGGCCGCUUCACUUGGCGCAUCGCCGCCCCGCUCCGCACCAAGAUGGCUGUGCGUCUGGGCAUGCAUGGAUCUGCUGCCGAUAACAAGACAGCUCCCUCUGCCACCGAAGAGAAGGGACAGCUUGAGACCGACUACAUGCCAGAUCUUGGCUUUGCAGGCAAGGGGACGGAAGCCAAAAGCGACUAGCGGUGGUGGUCCCCUAGAAGACGAGGACAAACCUACAGCAAUCCCAACGCAGUGCGGGUCUUCAAGACAGAUGAAGAGUACACCGCCUUUGUGGCCUCCAUGUCCUUGAUUGUACUUGUUCUGUUUAUAUCACUCUUCCUGUUUCUGGUUGUCAACCCGGGGCUGAUGAUUUUGUCUUGGGCACUGUCACCAUGAUUUUUUUGUAAAUGAAACAUUUGCUUAUUCGGCCAAGUAUCAUUGCUGGAUGCUGGAUGUUUUGAUCCAAGUCACACUACAACUUCUAACAAUGUACUCACUGAGAGGAGACAAGCCAAUGUUUUGCACUGGCUGGAUAUGGAAGUGGAGAUUGCUGCUUUUGUUUUGAAUCGUUUCUAGGGCAUAAAAAUGUUAGGUUUACAUGAUUUGUACUUGAGGUAUGCUUCCUAUAUGUAUCAAUCUAAAUAUUAUAUCAAAAUAUCAAAUUAAAUAUCGGUGCAGUGAAGUAUGAAUGAACCUUGGCAUGUAAUAAGUAUUAUGUGUUACUUUAAUUAUGCUUUCAUAAGUUGCAUUUGCUUAAGUAGUUGAAAUUGUAAAAAGUACAUCAUGUGUACGGAGCUCAUGCACAUUUAUUGGUACAGGUGUUGUUGCCAAGUAGCCCUUGUACAUGCCAUCACUUGCAGUUUUUCCAAAGAUUUGGGUUUUGUUGUGCAUUUUCUUGAAUGAUUCUUCUAUUUUGCAAAGUAAUAUCGUCAUUAUGAUGUUUCUGAAUAUUUUUGCACUGUUUACCAUUUGCCAUUUAUCUUGCACUUUAACAUGUCUGACAUGUUUCUUUAAUUGUACUGUAAUUAAAAUGCAAAGUUGCUUUUUGAAAGUCAAAUUGUCUGGCAUUUUGUUUGCUCUUGACUCAAGUUGCUAUCGCUCUUUGUCAUGACCUUUGAGAUCACAA